This is a messenger RNA of Rubroshorea leprosula, 547 nucleotides long. The record is from the annotation of a GenBank genome assembly. NCBI's taxonomy places the organism in Eukaryota, Viridiplantae, Streptophyta, Magnoliopsida, Malvales, Dipterocarpaceae.
CCAACAUGUCCGUUGGUAGGGUAAUUCUGUUUUUUUAUUAUUCUUCACAGUAUGGCUCCAUCUCAUGGAAAUACUCGCUCAGAAGCAGCAAAGAUGGAGCAAAUCAUUACUGAAUUCUGUGCUAAAAGCCUUCGCAUGGUUCAAUUUAGCAUUGAGGGGAGCCCUGCUGCACUAGAAAAUUUUGAUCUCUGGCGCCAGAGCAAUCUUGAACCCAUCAUGGUUGAUGUGAUAUUAGAGCAGGGGUCAAUUGAUUGGGAGACUUUGUCUCCUAAAAGGAAUCUUCGUAGGAAUUUACCAUCAAAAGAGAGAUAUCCACAUUGCUGAAAUUCUGAUCAAGGCUUUUACCUGCAUACAAGAUUUUUCAUGUAGUGAAUUCAUAUGGUCAAACUCAUGCUUUUAAGCCUGUUCCUAGGGUGUCCCUUUUUGUUGAGCCCUUCACCUGAAAGAAGAGGCAGAAAUGCAGUGUUUUGGCUUUACCCCAGUGGAUACUUCUAGUUUAGGCUUUGCCUUUCAGUGUUUUCCUCGGAUAUAAACUUUGAGUCAUCCA